Messenger RNA from Cucurbita maxima (winter squash), 2851 nucleotides. RefSeq names its product nitrate reductase [NADH]-like. The record is from RefSeq and is a predicted model, not a curated record. Lineage: Eukaryota; Viridiplantae; Streptophyta; Magnoliopsida; Cucurbitales; Cucurbitaceae. Gene Ontology annotation, biological process: nitric oxide biosynthetic process; nitrate assimilation. Gene Ontology annotation, molecular function: nitrate reductase (NADPH) activity; heme binding; molybdenum ion binding. The transcript is spliced from 4 exons. Bases 87 to 2750 code for a protein of 887 amino acids.
UUCUCUCCCUUCAUUUCUCUCUCAGGGAACACUCCUCUGUUUCUUUCACUUAUAAACGACUGGAACUCGAACUAACCCAUCUUCACAUGGCUACCUCUGUCCACAAUCGUCAGUUUCCCCAUUUGGAUUCCGCCAUUCGUGGCUGUAAUUUUCCCUCCAAUCCGGAGUUCUCCGUACCCAAGAAGACGGCGGCAAUGGAGAACGCCGGCGAUGAUGACUUCUCCAGUGACGACGACAACGACUCCGAUUUCAGCGACUUGAUUCGAAAAGGGUUGAGCGAAUUGGAGCCGUCGGUUCACGAUCCGAGAGAUUCCGGCACGGCGGACGGUUGGAUUGAGAGAAAUGCGUCCAUGGUUCGUCUUACGGGUAAACAUCCUUUCAAUUCGGAGCCGCCGUUGCCCCGUUUGAUGCACCAUGGGUUCAUCACUCCGGUUCCGCUUCAUUACGUCCGUAACCACGGCCCGGUCCCCAAGGCGAAUUGGAACGAUUGGACCGUCGAGAUUUGCGGUUUAGUGAAAAAACCAACCCGGUUCACUAUGGACCAACUCGUUAACGAUUUCCGUAGCCGGGAAUUUCCCGUCACACUCGUCUGCGCCGGUAACCGCCGGAAGGAGCAGAAUAUGGUUAAGAAAACCAUCGGAUUCAACUGGGGCGGCGGCGGGAUCUCCACGUCGGUCUGGCGAGGGGUCCCACUCCGAGACGUGUUAAAGCACUGUGGAAUCUUCAGCAGUAAGAAAGGGGCCCUCAAUGUCUGCUUUGAAGGAGCAGAGUGUUUGCCCGGCGGCGGUGGGUCCAAGUACGGCACUAGCCUGAGAAAGGAAGUAGCCAUGGACCCAGGUAGAGAUAUAAUGCUAGCGUAUAUGCAAAACGGCGAUCUGUUAGCACCGGACCACGGAUUUCCAGUUCGGGUCAUCACGCCGGGAUUCAUCGGCGGCCGGAUGGUGAAAUGGCUAAAACGCAUUAUCGUAACCACAAAAGAAUCAGAUAGCUAUUACCAUUACAGAGAUAACAAAGUCCUCCCCUCCCAUGUCGAUGCAGAAUUGACAAACGCCGAAGCUUGGUGGUACAAACCGGAGUGUAUUAUCAGCGAACUGAACAUAAACUCUGUUAUAACCACACCAUGCCACGAGGAAAUCCUGCCGAUAAACUCAUGGACUACACAACGGCCGUAUACGUUAAGAGGAUAUGCAUAUUCCGGAGGGGGGAAGAAAGUGACACGAGUGGAGGUGACUCUCGACGGCGGAGAAACAUGGCAUCUCUCCGAUUUGAACAGCCCAGAGAAGGCUACAAAAUACGGGAAGUAUUGGUGUUGGUGUUUCUGGUCGCUGGAGGUGGAGGUUCUUGACCUGCUUGCGGCCAAGGAAAUUGCAGUCCGCGCCUGGGAUGAGGCCUUCAACACUCAGCCGGAGAAGCUCAUAUGGAAUCUCAUGGGAAUGAUGAACAAUUGCUGGUUUCGAGUCAAAACCAAUAUGUGCAAGCCGCACAAGGGAGAGAUCGGAAUCGUUUUCGAACACCCAACUUUGCCGGGAAACCAGUCCGGCGGAUGGAUGGCUAAAGAGAGACACCUCGAGAUAUCCACCGAAAACAACCAAACCAUGAAGAAGAGUAUCUCAUCGCCGUUCAUCAACACCGCGUCAAACAUAUACUCAAUAUCCGAUGUCAAAACCCACAACUCCGACCAAUCCGCUUGGAUCGUCGUCCACGGCCAUGUUUACGACUGCACCCGCUUCCUCAAGGAUCAUCCCGGCGGCACCGACAGCAUUCUCAUCAACGCCGGCACCGACUGCACGGAGGAAUUCGACGCCAUUCACUCCGACAAAGCGAAGAAAAUGCUCGAGGAUUACCGAAUCGGCGAGUUGAUCACAACCGGCUACGCAUCGGAUUCGUCGCCUGACACCUCCGUUCAUGGGACAGUUAAUCAUAAUAUCCCCCAUUUAGCUCCAAUCACGGAGACGCGACGCGUGGCUCUAAUCCCGCGUGAGAAAAUCCCUUGCAAAUUGAUUUCCAAAACGGCAAUCUCCCACGACGUCAGACGGUUGAGAUUCGCUCUGCCAUUAGAGGAUCAAGUGCUUGGAUUACCGGUGGGUAAACACGUAUUCCUCUGCGCAAACAUAGACGGCAAGCUAUGCAUGAGAGCCUACACGCCCACCAGCGGCAUCCACCAAGUGGGUUACUUCGAAUUGGUUGUCAAAAUCUACUUCAAAAACGCCCACCCCAAAUUCCCCAACGGCGGGCUCAUGUCGCAGCAUUUGGACUCGCUCCCACUCGGUUCCGAAGUUGAAGUGAAAGGCCCAUUGGGGCACAUCGAAUACACCGGGCGCGGCCACUUUCUAGUCGACGGCAAGCCUAAGAAGGCCAAGAAGCUAGCUAUGUUAGCCGGCGGAACGGGCAUAACGCCGAUAUAUCAAGUGGCGCAGGCGAUUUUGAAGGACCCAGAGGAUGAAACGGAGAUGUUCUUGGUGUAUGCGAACAGAACGGAGAAUGAUAUCUUGAUGAGGGAAGAGCUGGAUAAAUGGAGUAGGACUGACAAGAGGUUCAAUGUGUGGUAUGUGGUGCAAGAGAGUGUACGAGAAGGGUGGGAGUAUAGUGUCGGCGUGGUGUCGGAGAGUAUCAUGAGGGAGCAUCUUCCGGCAGCGUCGGCCGAUUCGCUGGCGUUGGCUUGUGGACCGCCGCCGAUGAUUAAGUUCGCCGUGCAACCCAACUUGGAGAAGAUGAGCUACAACACCGCUGAUUCGUUAUUGGUGUUUUGACUCGGUAAAGCUAAGUGUUAAGUGUGAUUGUGACACUAAACUCAUUUUAAGCUACGUGUUUUAGUGGUAUGAAAAAAGAAAUGCAUAUAAGGUUGAAAAUA